This is a messenger RNA of Carassius carassius (crucian carp), 1386 nucleotides long. Its product is annotated as ER lumen protein-retaining receptor 2-like. Gene Ontology annotation, molecular function: ER lumen protein retrieval receptor activity. The record is from RefSeq and is a predicted model, not a curated record. The transcript is spliced from 5 exons. Gene Ontology annotation, cellular component: cis-Golgi network; membrane; endoplasmic reticulum. The coding region runs from base 112 to 750 and encodes 212 amino acids. Lineage: Eukaryota; Metazoa; Chordata; Actinopteri; Cypriniformes; Cyprinidae. Gene Ontology annotation, biological process: endoplasmic reticulum to Golgi vesicle-mediated transport; protein retention in ER lumen.
UCAUCAUCAUCACCGUGGCCACGUCACGCUGCUCUCGCCAUCUUCAGCCGUGUUUACUGCGCGCUGGUCAGCUCAGAUCAGCACUCGGACCUUCAUCAGAGCCAAAGAAACAUGAACAUAUUCAGACUGACGGGGGAUCUGUCCCACUUAGCAGCCAUCAUCAUCCUUCUGCUGAAGAUAUGGAAAACCAGGUCGUGUGCAGGAAUCUCUGGGAAGAGUCAGAUUCUCUUUGCCUUGGUGUUCACCAGCCGCUAUCUGGACCUUCUCACGUCCUUCAUCUCCUUGUACAACAGCACCAUGAAGGUCAUCUAUAUCGCAUGUGCCUAUGCCACGGUUUACCUGAUAUACGUCAAGUUCAAGGCCACGUAUGAUGGCAACCACGACACGUUCAGGGUGGAGUUCCUGGUCGUUCCAGUCGGCGGUCUGGCCUUCCUCGUCAACCAUGACUUCUCUGUUUUGGAGAUCAUGUGGACGUUCUCCAUCUAUCUGGAGUCCGUGUCCAUCCUCCCACAGCUGUUCAUGAUCAGUAAGACGGGAGAAGCCGAGACCAUCACCACGCACUACCUGUUCUUCCUCGGUCUCUAUCGAGCCCUGUAUCUCAUCAACUGGAUCUGGCGCUUCUACUUCGAAGGCUUCUUCGACAUGAUCGCCAUCGUGGCCGGCGUCGUUCAGACAAUCCUGUACUGUGAUUUCUUUUACCUCUACGUGACAAAAGUGUUGAAAGGAAAGAAGCUGAGUCUGCCAGCGUAGGUCUGAAAGAGAUCGGUGUGAGGAGCGUCACGGGACGACGAGGACGAGUCAGAUGCUUGAGACGGAGGACGAAAGAAGAGAUCCGGUCCGGUGCUCUGGAACAGCUCUGGAUUCAAGCCCAGACCAACCAAGUCUUCGGAUUCCUGUUUUAUGCAUCUUGUCUUACCCUUUUUUAUUAUUCUGUAUCAAAGAGAAAGUUUUCUACAUCAAACGUGUAACUAUGAUUUGACCAGCAGCAGUGUGGAGACGGCCUCGUCUGGCAGUGCAAACACGCAGGGACUGAUUCUUAUGAUGGAUAUUGAUUUGCUUUGUAAGAGUAUUUUCAAUCUGAUUAAAUGUACAUGUUUUCAAAAAGAUUACGGGAGUAUUUGGUGCUCCAUGGGAUAAAAUUGAUUAUAAAAUACGUUUUUUCUCAAUUUCUUGAUGCAAUAAUCCUUUGUUUAAGAAGGUCGGUCAUAAUAAAGUGGUUCCCCAAAGUGCUCGUUUAAUUGGGUUCAAGAUGGAAAUUUGUUCUUAAAACGACUUAACUUUUGGGAACCAUUCCACUGUCUGACAGCGUACAGUAUUGGCACUGUCUUUAUUACUGUAAAUGGCUUCUAAAAGAUCCAAAAAAUAAAUCGUACAAAUGUUCUCACA